Molecule: messenger RNA, 726 nt
Organism: Coffea arabica (coffee)
Lineage: Eukaryota; Viridiplantae; Streptophyta; Magnoliopsida; Gentianales; Rubiaceae
Source: RefSeq, a predicted model, not a curated record
AUGUCAGCUGAAGAAGAGCUAAGAAUCUUCGAUAUUUACUGGUUUGAGCAUUGCAUCCUUAGGAAAAAACAACCCUCAACCUCAAAUCCAGUUCUUGAUAUUGAUGGAGAGGUUAAACCAAAAUUAAAGCUUUCUUCCACUCCUUCAUUUGUUGUUAGAUCUUUUAGUGCGCAAAAUUUGAGCUCCAAAGAUAGCCCAUCGACUACUUCUCCUGAUCAUCGGUCUCCUUCUCCAAAGUCUGUUCUUCUUUUGCCUAAGCCACAAACGAUUCUGUCUGGGAAGGAAGUCGGAGAGUUUUCAGAAGUAGAAGAAAAUAAAGCUGGUUUUGAUGCAGGGAAAAAGAGGAGGAGAAGAGAGAGGAGAAGAAACAAUAGCAAGAGUUUGUCUGAGCUUGAGUUUGAGGAGUUAAAAGGGUUUAUGGAUCUGGGAUUCGUGUUUUCUGAUGAAGAUAAAGAUUCAAGUUUGGUUUCCAUCAUCCCUGGAUUGCAGAGAUUGGGAAGGAAAGUUGACGAAGAAGAAGAAAAGAAGGAUUUUGCUGAUGAAAAACCUGUUGUUUCAAGGCCAUAUCUAUCUGAAGCAUGGGACGUUUUAGAUGAAAAGAAGGCUGAGAGAAAGGUAAAGAAGAAAUUGAUGAAUUGGAAAAUUAAUCCAGGUUUGGGAAAUGAAAUGGAAAUCAAAGAUCAACUCAGGUUCUGGGCUCAUACUGUUGCAUCUACUGUUAGAUGA